CUUUAGCAUGCUGGUUUGUUCACUAGUGUGUUUGGUGUAAGAUUACUAAGAAGAUGGCCAUGGAGAUGGUACAAGGGGAGGAGCAAACUAAGGACUACAAGGAUCCUCCUCCUGUACUUCUGGUAGACAGGAAAGAACUGGGCCUAUGGUCAUUCUAUAGGGCCAUAAUAGCAGAGUUUGUGGCUACAUUGCUUUUCCUCUACAUAACAAUCUCAACUGUAAUAGGGAGCCAGAAGAAUAGUGCCAAUUGCAAGGGGGUUGGGCCUCUUGGAGUUGCUUGGUCUUUUGGAGGAAUGAUCUUCCUUCUGGUGUACUGCACUGCAGGAAUUUCAGGAGGGCACAUUAACCCAGCAGUCACAUUUGCCCUUUUUCUUGCCCGGAAGGUGUCACUACCCCGGGCAGUUAUGUACAUCAUGGCUCAAUGUGUGGGAGCCAUUUGCGGCGUUGCACUGGUAGACUGGUUUCAGGACUCUUAUGUUUCAGGAGGGGGAGGAGUGAACACUGUCCAGAAGGGAUAUUCAAAGACAGCAGGCCUUGCGGCUGAGAUUGUUGGAACCUUUAUCUUGGUUUAUACAGUCUUUUCUGCCACAGAUCCUAAACGCAAAGCCAGAGACUCCCAUGUCCCGGUAUUGGCUCCGCUGCCAAUUGGUUUUGCAGUGUUCAUGGUUCAUCUUGCCACCAUUCCUAUUACUGGCACAGGCAUAAAUCCUGCAAGGAGCUUUGGUCCAGCUGUUAUUUAUGGCCGUAAACAACCCUUGGGAGAGCAGUGGAUAUUUUGGGUGGGUCCAUUGGUUGGAGCUACAGCUGCUGCAGCCUACCACCAGCAUGUGCUUCGAGCAGAAGGGAUCAAGGCUUUUGGGUCCCUUCGUAGCCAGCCCAGUACUACAGUGUAAAAAUUCCUUGAGACUCAGUAUCGAUGAUAAAGCUCUCUUAAAGAUUCUAAAUAAGAGGAAACUCAUUUGACGCUUGUAUAUGUCUAGCCAGUCAAAGUAUUUUUAUAAAUAAUUGAAAAUAAUCAUCUUUGUAUUUGGAAAUUUUCCUUUUGCUGGUCAAACCUUUAGCUUACUCCAACAUAUGAGGCCACGUAUAGGCCUGGGUGAAUUUGAUGUAAAAGAUGCACCUCAUUCGUGGCAUCUAAUAACGACUUAAAAAGGAAUAUAUGUAGUUGUUUUCCUA
Messenger RNA from Cryptomeria japonica (Japanese cedar), 1176 nucleotides. Its product is annotated as probable aquaporin PIP2-8. Bases 54 to 893 code for a protein of 279 amino acids. Lineage: Eukaryota; Viridiplantae; Streptophyta; Pinopsida; Cupressales; Cupressaceae. Gene Ontology annotation, molecular function: water channel activity. Gene Ontology annotation, cellular component: plasma membrane. The transcript has 4 exons. Gene Ontology annotation, biological process: transmembrane transport. The record is from RefSeq and is a predicted model, not a curated record.